This is a messenger RNA of Plectropomus leopardus (leopard coralgrouper), 1606 nucleotides long. NCBI's taxonomy places the organism in Eukaryota, Metazoa, Chordata, Actinopteri, Perciformes, Serranidae. The record is from RefSeq and is a predicted model, not a curated record.
GUCGGCGCUUGAUGAUGACAACAUAGAUGUCAAAUGUGGCUUUUCCUUAGCUAACAUGCUUCUACAAAGGCUGUAAACUUGAAUCAUGGCUUUAAACCACCUGAUGCUGCUGCGGCCUCUGCUGUGUCAGACCCUGGUGCGACAGCUUAGGUCUCCCCUCGUGGCGGCCUCUAGGAUCAGUACACCAUUUCUGUACCCCAACACCACCUGCCUCCCAGUUGCAUGCACCAGGCUCUAUGCCACCAAGAAGACAAAAGGCAAGGCAAAGGGCCAGUCAGCGAAGGUGAAUAUUAAUGCAGCUCUGGUGGAAGACAUCAUCAGUCUAGGGGAAGUGGAGGAAGACAUGACGGCUGUUGUCAGUGCACUCAAAGACGAUUUCACACGCAACCUCAGCAUCCGAACCUCGCCAGGAGCGCUGGAUCACAUCAUGGUGUCGACACAAGAUGGGAAAUUCCCUCUCAACCAGCUGGGACAGGUCUCCAUGAAAUCACCUCAGCUCAUUAUGGUCAACAUGAGCAGCUUCCCAGAGGCUACAGCGGCUGCCGCCCGUGCCCUGAGAGAGAGUAGCAUGAACCUUAACCCAGAGGUGGACGGGACGAUCAUCAAGGUGCCCGUUCCCAAAAUAACUCGAGAACACAGAGAGAACCUCGCCAAGGUGGCCAAACAGCUCAGCAACAAGGCCAAAGACUCUUUGAGGAAAGUGCGAUCUAAUGCGCUCACGCAGGUCAAAAGGAUGAAGGAGGGACACUCGGAGGACACCAUACGACUUGUGGAAAAACAGAUUCAGCAGAUGGCGGACAACAUUGCAGUGGACAUUGACAAGCAGCUUGCAGCCAAGACCAAGGAGCUGUUAGUCUGACUGCGACGAUUAAAAGGUUGUAUUUUUGACACCUACAGAUGGACACACAUAACAGAAGCAACAUGUCAUUCCUGUUUUAUUUAUUAUAGAUCAGUCGCGUUGGAAAGUUAGAUUUUGAAUCCCGUUCUCACAGUCGAAAAGCUUCACACAAACGAACGAGUCUUGGUCCUGUUGUACAUGUUAUGGCAGAAACUGGGCUUUGGUUCCUGCCCACAUCACUGGCAAAGAUCUGCUCCUCGCUGCUGGGUGAUAUCUGUGUUAAAACGUCAGUGCAUAAACAAAAAUUGGCACAGGAACAACAACAACAACGACAGACUGCCAGUCACCUCCCUCCUCCCUUGUUACUCCUCCUGUCUUCAAACAAACACUAAGCGAGGGACGAAUGGACUUUUAAUGGGAUUUGCGGGCCUCCUCCUAAUCAAACUCCUUGCCACAAGGGCAGUCUGUUUAUAUAAAACAAGCGCACCCGUCUGAAUGUAAACUGGCUGCGGGUUUUGUCUUGGUGGCAACAGCGGGAGAGAAAAGGAGAGAGGGUUUGUUCCAGAAACGCAGGAUAUGAUUAGCGUGUUGCCAAACAUUUGUUUUACAUUGAUUCAAAGGGGAAAAAAUGCUGUGAGUUUAAAAAAAAAACAAAAAAAACUUUUAAUUUCUGCCCGUGUCUACGUUUGAUAAUCUGGCUACUCUCUCGACAAUAAAGUCAGCAAAGUAACAUUAUUGAUGGACUCCAUUAAACUGCCUUGUACCAUG